AUGAGCGGUCUGGCAAGUAAUAAUAAUAGUCCAAAUAAUCCUAAUAACCAACGAAAGCAGAGUAACGCUUCAGGUCUUAGCACUAUGUCGGAUGAGUUAACUCCUCGAAGUGCUAAGCGUGAAUUAGAAGACGACGACGAACUCGACUCCGAAAACGAGGAAACUACACCCAAAAGCGAAAAACGUGCCGGACGCCGUAAAAUAAAAAUUGAAUAUAUCGAUGACAAAAGUAGACGUCAUAUCACUUUUAGUAAACGAAAGGCUGGAAUAAUGAAGAAGGCAUACGAACUUAGUACCUUGACAGGAACACAAGUUCUACUUUUAGUGGUAUCUGAAACUGGUCUGGUAUAUACUUUUACCACUCCAAAACUUCAACCUCUCGUUACCAAACCUGAAGGGAAAAACCUUAUUCAAGCUUGUUUGAACGCUCCUGAUACUCCUUCUGGACAAGAGUCACCUAAUACG
Messenger RNA from Diversispora eburnea, 465 nucleotides. Lineage: Eukaryota; Fungi; Glomeromycota; Glomeromycetes; Diversisporales; Diversisporaceae. The record is from the annotation of a GenBank genome assembly.